AACAUACUUUAAAAUGUAUUUGGCUAUGCGUUAGUAUGUGUUAGUGCGUAUUCGUGUUAAUAAAGCCAAUACGCGCUCUACUCUACUGCAGAUAUCGCUUGGCUCUACAGAAAUUCAAAAGAAGAAAUUCGUAUGAAGAGCGCGCAGCCAGUAAAAAAAGUAUAUCUGUCUCUGUCACACUAGGCCACCAAACACUUCUUGUAUUCAAGAAGUAUACAAAGAAAACGAAAACAAAUAAUUCCUUAUCAUUAAUUAAGUUAGUCAUCGUAAAUCACCUUAAAGUGCAACGAUGUAAAAAAACGUGUGGGAUACAAGUCCCCUCACUCAUCAAUACUAUUCAGCACUCUCUAAGCUGGCCUCGAAAUGAGCAACGGGCACAAAACUAACCAAGGCCAAGGUGCUUCUGCUUCUGGCGCAGCUGCAACAGCAGAUGGCAAUGCGAGCUCCAAUAUACGACAACGACCCAGUACAAGCGCAAUCGGCAGUGUGGAACAGCCGAGCACAAAGGAGAAACGCAGCUGGUUCCAUUCGUUAACCAGGCGCAAAAAGUCUGACUCAGCGCUGGCCUGCUGCAGUUCCAUAACCCCACACACAGCACAGCUACAAAACAACAACAAUGAACCCAUGGCAGGCACCAUGGCAGCCAGCACCAGUUCAGCUGGAGACAACACGCUAGGCGGUAACGGCAGCAACUUGGGCAAGCGCAAGGACAAAAAGAACGUGUUCACACGCAUACGCAAGAAGAUGGGCCUGGGAUUGAGUGCGCUACGCAAUUGGCACUCUAUGGGCGAUGAUUGUGACAGCGAUGGUGGCACAACAGAUGCCAUGUAUGAGUUUCUUACGGCGCCCAUACGCUCGGAGCCUAGUCUAACAUUUACGCACAAUUACAAGCGUUUCAUACGCAAGAAGUGGCUGGAACAGCAGGAUACACCAAAUGAGGUCAUGUAUAAGGCCUGCUCAGAAAUGCUGGAACAAGUUUGGUACUGGGGCGAGAUCUCCAGGCGCGACUCGCAACGUCAGCUAAGCGAUAAGCCCACAGGUUCGUUUUUGGUGCGAGACUCAGAGACGAGCGGCUCACAGUUUACGCUCAGCUUUCGCAUAUUGAAUGUGACGCUGCACUAUCGUCUGGAGUAUCGCGAUGAGUUUUGGCAUUUUGAGGAGCUCAAAUACGAGUCCAUUGUGGAGAUGAUUGAGGAUAUCUUGCGUCGCUGCACCAAUGAUAAUUUUGUCUGCUUUGUUAAGGUGCCCAACGAGAUGCAGCCGCCGUUCCCAGUGAUUCUCAAGUAUCCAUUAAGUCGUUACUUGAAUAUGCCCAAACUGCAGGAUCUUUGCCGACGUGUGCUACAAAGCCAAAUGCCCGUCACAAAGCUCAUGCAGCUGCCAGUGCCAGCACAAAUGCUUGAAUAUCUGUGCGUCAAGCGUGAGCUGGUGUUCCAGAGCUAAGCGCGCGUUCCAUACACUGGUAUAAGCUUUAAACUAAAGGAAGCGAGGAAGCAAACCAAAGAGGUUAAGGCAGCUGAAGCGCAUUAAAGGCACUGCCAAAAUAGAGCAGGGACCGCAAACUCUACACAAAAACUCUUGUCGCUUGCAUUUUCGUAAACUUUUAAACUAUUAUAUUAUAUUAUUGUAAUUUUCCCAAUGCUGGUCCCUGACUAAAGUGAAUUGUCUUUUAAAAGCGCCAAGUCUUUCAGAAGCAAUUAAACACGCACACAAACGAAACUAGAUACUAUAUAUCGUAUAUACUAUUAUAUAUAUAUACGACAUACAUACCAUGCAUACAUAUAUAAGCUAUAUGAAUAUAUGUGUGUUUUUACUCUAUUACUGUAUUAACUUUAAGUACUACGUGUUAUCGGCAUUAUGUCUAUUUGAACUUUGGUCAAAAACGUCUGUGCGCCUAUUUGAUAUUGUAAUUAGUUUAUACAAGCACUAAUUAAUAUAUUUGUACUAAUCUGUGUAUUACAAACAGGGACCGUAACGGUUAUAAUUUAAAUGAA
Drosophila busckii is the source of this 1994-nucleotide messenger RNA. RefSeq lists its product as uncharacterized. Gene Ontology annotation, molecular function: 1-phosphatidylinositol-3-kinase regulator activity. NCBI's taxonomy places the organism in Eukaryota, Metazoa, Arthropoda, Insecta, Diptera, Drosophilidae. The coding region runs from base 364 to 1443 and encodes 359 amino acids. The transcript has 3 exons. Gene Ontology annotation, biological process: intracellular signal transduction; phosphatidylinositol phosphate biosynthetic process. The record is from RefSeq and is a predicted model, not a curated record. Gene Ontology annotation, cellular component: phosphatidylinositol 3-kinase complex.